AUGUUGGCGGAAAUGCGUGAGGAGUUCAACAAGUCCCAUCAUGAGUUGGAAUCACUGGAUGAAGAUGAUAUUGGAAGUGAGCUGCGUGAAACCUUCAUUUCUUUGAAAGCCGAGCUGCUGUCUGCUCUCAAAUUAGGUCACUUACGCGUAGCUGCUCAUUCCACUAGCCUACCAAACAACUCUGCAGGUCAUACCAUCAAUUUGGCUCACAAGCAGCGGCUUCCUGAGCUGAAGCUACCUAGCUCCUCCGGUGGCUAUGUGGAAUAUGCGGAUUUUAUUGCCAUGUUCAAUUCGGUCAUCGAAGGGGAUGCAGAUCCCAGUGAAAUCGAGAAGCUCCAACAUCUUCGGUCAUGUCUCUCGGAUGCGGCCCGGGAUUCGGUUCGAUCGUUGGAGCUCUCCAGUGCCAAUUAUCGUGUGGCUCUGGACAUACUUAGCAAACGUUUUAAUAAUAAACGACUUGUUUUCCAGGCACACAUGAAGGAGAUUCUUGGGCUCAAGAAGGUUGAUUCGUCUUCUGCUAAAAGGCUUCGGGAGUUCUCGGACGCAGUCAUACGCGAGCCGCUUGCCGUGCAGCAUCUUCACAAAUUUAUCUUAAUUUCUGUGUCCCAAGGAAGUUAA
Molecule: messenger RNA, 618 nt
Organism: Drosophila obscura
Lineage: Eukaryota; Metazoa; Arthropoda; Insecta; Diptera; Drosophilidae
Exons: 1
Coding region: 1-618 (205 amino acids)
Source: RefSeq, a predicted model, not a curated record